Molecule: messenger RNA, 2186 nt
Organism: Pogona vitticeps (central bearded dragon)
Lineage: Eukaryota; Metazoa; Chordata; Lepidosauria; Squamata; Agamidae
Gene: COLGALT1
Product: collagen beta(1-O)galactosyltransferase 1
Molecular function (GO): procollagen galactosyltransferase activity
Source: RefSeq, a predicted model, not a curated record
CUCUUGGCGCUGCUGGCCCGCAACGCGGCUCACUCGCUCCCGGCCACGCUCGGUUGCAUCGAGAGGCUGCGGCACCCAAAGGACCGCAUCGCGCUCUGGGUGGCAACAGAUCACAAUGUGGACAACACAACCGCUGUGCUUCGGGAGUGGCUGAUGAAUGUGCAGGGCAUGUAUCACUCGGUGGAGUGGCGGCCCAUGGAACAGCCACGGUUCUAUCCGGAUGAAGAAGGCCCCAAGCACUGGUCCAAUGCCCGUUAUGAACAUGUCAUGAAGCUCCGUCAGGCGGCUUUGCAGUCUGCCCGAGACAUCUGGGCUGAUUACGUCCUGUUUGUGGAUGCGGACAAUCUCCUGACGAACCCGGACACCUUAAGCCUUUUGAUAGCAGAGAACAAGACGGUGGUGGCUCCAAUGCUGGAUUCACGGGCAGCCUAUUCAAACUUCUGGUGUGGGAUGACCUCCCAGGGCUAUUACAAGCGCACGCCUGCUUAUAUCCCGAUCAGAAAGCGUGACCGCCAGGGCUGCUUUGAGGUUCCCAUGGUCCAUUCCACCUUCCUCAUCGACCUGCGGAAAGAGGCCAGCCAGAACCUUGUCUUCUACCCACCCCACCCAGAUUACACUUGGGCAUUUGAUGAUAUCAUUGUCUUUGCCUUUGCCUGCAGGCAGGCUGAGGUCCAGAUGUAUGUGUGCAACAAAGAGGUGUACGGCUUCCUACCGGUGCCUCUGCGAUCUCACAGCACCCUGCGUGACGAAGUGGAGAGUUUCAUGCAUACGCAACUGGAGGUCAUGGUUAAGAACCCUCCAGUGGAACCUUCCCGAUAUCUGUCUGUGCCUCCCAAAGUCCCGGACAAGAUGGGGUUUGAUGAGGUCUUCAUGAUCAACCUGAAACGUCGAGCAGAUCGCCGAGAGCGGAUGCUGCAGACUCUGUAUGAGCAAGAGAUUGACUGUAAGAUCCUUGAAGCUGUGGAUGGGAAAGCCAUGAACAGCAGCCAGGUGGAAGCCAUGGGCAUCAAGAUGUUGCCAGGCUACAAGGAUCCCUACCACGGGCGCCCGCUUACUAAGGGGGAGUUGGGUUGCUUCCUCAGCCACUAUAAAGUGUGGCAAGAGAUUGUUGAGAGAAGCCUGGAGAAGUCAGUGGUGUUUGAAGAUGACCUGCGUUUUGAGAUUUUUUUUAAACGGCGCAUAAUGAACCUCAUGUAUGAUUUGGAAGAAGAAGGCCUAGACUGGGACUUGAUCUACAUUGGCCGGAAGCGCAUGCAGGUGGAGCAUCCAGAGAAGGCUGUGCCCCACGUCCGCAAUCUGGUGGAAGCCGACUACUCUUACUGGACACUGGGCUAUAUCAUCUCCCUGCAAGGUGCCAAGAAGCUCCUGGAGGCCAAGCCUCUCUCCAAGAUGUUGCCAGUGGAUGAAUUCCUGCCUGUCAUGUUUGACAAGCACCCGGUUUCUGAGUACAUGGAGCACUUUGACAACCGGAACUUGCUGGCCUUCUCGGUGGAGCCCCUGCUGGUCUACCCGACUCACUACACGGGCGACGAUGGUUACAUCAGUGACACAGAGACCUCCGUAGUGUGGGACAAUGAGAACGUCAAAACGGACUGGGACCGGGCCAAGUCUCAGAAGAUGAAGGAGCAGCAGGAGCUGAGCAACGAGGCCCGGAACACCGACGUGCUCCAGUCUCCCCUUGACAGCACAGCCCGUGAUGAGCUAUGACCCUGAUGUGACGGAGAUGAUGAGAUAGGGACUGAGGGAGGGGCUUGUGGGUUGAUCCUCUCAGAUGCCACCCGUGGGAAUUCAUCGUAGGCCACCUCUUCCAUCAUACUCAGAAGGGCAAACCCAUCUCCCUUCAGUGUUGGGGGGAGAUGGGUAAAGAAGUGUUUGAGUUUGCUUAAGGCCUACCGUUCCUCCAUGACAUCAACCCUCUUUUUCUGAUUCGAAAGUGCAGGUGAGGCCUUACCCUACUCAUUUAUGUAAGAGAAGUUUUAUUCUCUCAAAAAUCGGUACCAUACAGGGAACCCUAUACUUGCUGGCAGAAGGGGUGAGGUGGGUCCUUAAAGCCUAGGGCUAGAGAUGUACCUCAAACUAUCAGGCCACAGCAUCAUAAGCCUUUGUGACAGAUAAAAUUGCCUGCCUUGGUGUAAGGUGGAGACCUUUUUUUGGUUAUUUUUAUAUAAAAUGUUUACAAGUGUGAA